GGUUCCAUUCAUUAGUUGGGGUACACUAUCCGUCUGCUGAAGCUCCCAUGGCGAAGCGCUUGAUCCCAUCUCUGAAUCGUGUUUUGGUGGAGAAAAUCAUCCCUCCAUCGAAAACGAACGCAGGAAUUUUACUCCCCGAGAAGACCAACAUGCUCAACUCUGGUAAAGUUGUUGAAGUGGGUCCUGGAGCUCGCGAUCGAGAUGGGAAACUUAUUCCUGUUAGUUUAAAGGAGGGAGACACUGUACUCUUACCUGAAUACGGAGGAACAACGGUAAAACUUGAUGAUAAAGAGUAUCAGCUGUAUAGAGAUGAUGAUAUACUGGGGACACUGCAUGAUUGAUGUACCUUAUGGAUCGUGACUGGGUUAGGAAAUUUUUUUUUUGUAUGGUGGAUCCUGUCGGAAUGCGGGAGUUUGUAGCAUGCAGAACAGUAGUAGAGUUGAAUUGGGGGUUGCAUUUUAUCAAGUAGUGGUCUGGUAACUCUGGUUUCAAUUUUAUGAAAACAAAUGACAGUCAUUAUUCCAUAAACAACUAUUAUGUAAUUGAAGCAUUUCUCUUGGAUGCUUUCUUGAUUCUAAUCAAAUACUUUUGCAUUGAUGUUUGAUAA
This is a messenger RNA of Telopea speciosissima, 607 nucleotides long. Its product is annotated as 10 kDa chaperonin, mitochondrial-like. Gene Ontology annotation, cellular component: mitochondrial matrix. The record is from RefSeq and is a predicted model, not a curated record. Lineage: Eukaryota; Viridiplantae; Streptophyta; Magnoliopsida; Proteales; Proteaceae. The transcript has 3 exons. Gene Ontology annotation, molecular function: protein-folding chaperone binding; metal ion binding; ATP binding. The coding region runs from base 48 to 341 and encodes 97 amino acids.